AUGAGUGACGAGCAGGGAGAAAGGUUCCAUCAGGACAUGUGCCACAUGGAGGAGAGGUACCAGGGAAGGUGGGUCAUGAAGGCGGACUACUGCUGGUCGCUGAAGAGAGACAACCCAGCAGCUGCUCACACACGGGAAUCAAAGAAACGCCGAUUUAUGCCGAACUCUCCCCCUCCUUCUCAGGAACUCUCUCCCCCUUCAUCUCUGGAACUCUCUCCCCCUCCAUCUCAGAAACUCUCUCCCCCUCCUUCUCAGGAACUCUCUCCCCCUUCAUCUCUGGAACUCUCUCCCCCUCCAUCUCAGGAACUCUCCCCCUCCAUCUCAGAAACUCUCUCCCCCUCCAUCUCAGAAACUCUCUCCCCCUCCAUCUCUGGAACUCUCUCCCCCUCCAUCUCAGGAACUCUCUCUCCCUCCAUCUCAGGAACUCUCCCCCUCCAUCUCAGGAACUCUCCCCCUCCAUCUCAGAAACCUCUCUCCCCCUCCAUCUCAGAAACUCUCUCCCCCUCCAUCUCUGGAACUCUCUCCCCCUCCAUCUCAGGAACUCUCCCCCUCCAUCUCAGGAACUCUCCCCCUCCAUCUCUGGAACUCUCUCCUCCUUCAUCUCAGAAACUCUCUCCUCCUUCAUCUCUGGAACUCUCUCCCCCUCCAUCUCUGGAACUCUCUCCCCCUCCAUCUCAGAAACUCUCUCCUCCUUCAUCUCUGGAACUCUCUCCCCCUCCAUCUCAGAAACUCUUUCCCCCUCCAUCUCAGAAACUCUCUCCCCCUCCAUCUCAGAAACUCUCUCCCCCUCCAUCUCAGAAACUCUCUCCCUCCAUCUCAGAAACUCUCUCCCCCUCCAUCUCAGAAACUCUCUCCCCCUCCAUCUCAGAAACCCUCUCCCUCCAUCUCAGAAACUCUCUCCCCCUCCAUCUCAGAAACUCUCUCCCUCCAUCUCAGAAACUCUCUCCCCCUCCAUCUCAGAAACUCUCUCCCCCUCCAUCUCAGAAACCCUCUCCCUCCAUCUCAGAAACUCUCUCCCCCUCCAUCUCAGAAACCCUCUCCCUCCAUCUCAGAAACUCUCUCCCCCUCCAUCUCAGAAACUCUCUCCCCCUCCAUCUCAGAAACUCUCUCCCCCUCCAUCUCAGAAACCCUCUCCCUCCAUCUCAGAAACUCUCUCCCCCUCCAUCUCAGAAACUCUCUCCCUCCAUCUCAGAAACUCUCUCCCCCUCCAUCUCAGAAACCCUCUCCCUCCAUCUCAGAAACUCUGUCUAA
Molecule: messenger RNA, 1251 nt
Organism: Knipowitschia caucasica
Lineage: Eukaryota; Metazoa; Chordata; Actinopteri; Gobiiformes; Gobiidae
Source: the annotation of a GenBank genome assembly